Phytophthora nicotianae INRA-310 is the source of this 3864-nucleotide messenger RNA. RefSeq lists its product as hypothetical. Bases 139 to 3864 code for a protein of 1241 amino acids. The record is from RefSeq and is a predicted model, not a curated record. NCBI's taxonomy places the organism in Eukaryota, Oomycota, Peronosporomycetes, Peronosporales, Peronosporaceae. The transcript is spliced from 2 exons.
AUUUUGUCAAAUCGCACCAUGCUAGCGCAUGGCUAUGGAAAAGGAUGGGUCACGGCGUCCGCCGCAAGUCGCAACGCAACUCAGCGACGCCUCCGUCAGUAUCGAUCUUGAGUCAAAGGAGACGACGCGUGGUGGAUCAUGGCUACCCCCGGCCCGAAGGAGGCGACGACCAGUGAGACGCAGCAGGACGAGGAAAUAACUGUGGAGGGCGAGAAGGGGGACGUUAAAACGAUUGUAGAGGAGACCAAAACGGUUGUGGAGACUAAGACGGUUGUGGAGGGUGAGGAAGUGACGACUGUAGAGCAGGUGACGGAAAAUACGAUUAAAGAGCAAACGGUUGAAGAGCAAACGGUCGCGUCGGCGGAGGAAGGCGCUGCUAUCAGCGCUGAAGCCGUGGAAGAGAUUGCUAAGUCCAUCGCUACUCAUGACGCCGCUGUGGAGAUCGACUACUCCGUGGCCGCCACUCUGGGGAGCUCCGUAGACGGGGAGAGCGUCAAGACUGAGGAUUUCGCGGGAGAGGAGGCCUUCCUAGAGGAGAGUAGUAAGAAGGCGGAAGUGGAUCUUGCUGCACUUGCUGCUGCGGAUGAAACUGCUGAGUUGGAUCGCGAGGUAGAGACUGAGACCACAGAAACCAAAGAGACCUCGACGAAGGAAGCAGCCUCCACCAUUGAGAUGAAACUCGAGGCUGAGGAGGGCGACGUAAGUGCCAAAGAACCCUCGGAAGCGGACGUGAACUCAGCUGUGGACGACGCGUCUGAAAUGGACUACUCGGUCGUUGCUACGGUGGGCAGCUCCGUUGACGCAGACAGUGUGUUCAGUCUCGACGACAUGCGUGACUCGACCGAUGGAGACGCGGUGGAGGAAGAGAAUACUACGCAACAGGUGAUAAGCACGGAGACCAAGACAACAACUGAGCAAUCGGAGAGUACGUCUGAAGUGGAGGCGUCUGCAUCGGUGGAUUUUCAUUUGAGUGACUCAAACGCCUCGUUGGAGACCGAUGAGCCGGAGUCGGAGAAGACGCCGCCCAAGUCCGUGAUCUCGCGCUUGUCUGAUAAGACAGAGGCGCACCGUACGGAUUCAGCAGCGAAUUUGGAGCUCAAGACGCCCUCACCGGUGCAAACCAUCGUGCAUCACCUCGAAGGGCACGAAGAAACGUCUCCAACAACUCACCGUACUCCGUCGGCUGCAAAACUGGAUCUAAGCGGUUCGUCGCCGGUGAAACAAGUGGUACAUCGUCUGGAGACCCACGAAGAAGAGGACAAUGCGUUGGACAGCCUCAAGUUCCGCACGAAGCGCGAGUUCUUCACGGAGAAGCAACGCAGCAUCUCUGUCAGUGCUGAACGGGAGAAGUAUAACGCUCAGAUGGCUCAACGUGCCAAGGAAGAGGCAGAAGCCAAGGAGCGACCGAAGUCUCCUGUUAAACCUAAGAAGGGCUCCGUCGUGUCAAGUGUGCGCAACAUGGCAAGUCGAUUCGAGAAGAAGGCAGAGCAAUCUCUAGACAACUUGUCGUUCCGUACAGUGCGCAGCUUUUUCCCGACUGAAAAGAGCAUCCACGUUGGCGCUGAGAAGCAGAAGUACGAGGCUUUGGAGAAGGAAAAACAAGCCCAGAAGGAGACGGAGACUGCAACCGAGGCAGCAUUCAGUACACCGACGAAGCCCACGCGCUCGGCUACGCUCACUAGCGCUCACACUCCUGAGCCGGUUGCUCGUCGAUACACCGUUACUGAAGAGAGUCCGGGCGGUGUACGAGGCAUCGCGAGUCGGUUCGAAACCAAGCGCGCGAACUCAGUGGUCACCGCUCCCGUGCGGACGAUCGACUCGUUUAUCGUAUCUGACAGCGAGGCCAGCGUUCGUGUAUCUGCUGAGAAGGCCAAGUUUGAGAACAAGGCCAACACUUCCACUCCGAUCAAGCGGACGAUCGAUUCGUUUAUCGUUUCUGACAGUGAAGCUAGUGUCCGUGUGUCUGCGGAGAAGGCCAAGUUCGAGAACAAGACGAGCACGUCCACACCUGUCAAGCGCACGAUUGAUUCGUUUAUUGUCCCAGAGAGCGAAGCCAGUGUCCGUGUGUCGGCGGAGAAGGCCAUGUUCGAGAGUCAGCAGAAGUUCGCUACACCAGUCAAGCGUACGAUUGAUUCGUUUAUCGUUCCCGAGAGCGAGGCCAGUGUCCGUGUGUCGGCGGAGAAGGCCAUGUUCGAGAGUCAGCAGAAGUUCGCCACACAAGUCAAGCGCACGAUUGAUACGUUUAUCGUGUCAGAGAACGAAGCGAGUGUCCGCGUGUCAGCUGAGAAGGAGAAGUUCGAGUCGCUGGAGAAGCAAGCCACGGGUCCUGCUACGCGAACCAUCGACACGUUUAUUGUGCCGGAGAGUGAGGUGAGUAUUCGAGUUGCGGCUGAAAAAGCGAAGCUGGAGGCGUUGGAGAAGCAGAAGCAGAAGGAGCUGGAGGAACAAGCGGCGAUCGAACAGCAGAAGUUGGAACGGGCCAAGUUGCUGGCAGAGGAAAAGGCGAGGCUCGAAGCAGAGGAGAGGGUGAGGUUGGAAGCAGAGGAGAAGGCGAGGUUGGAAGCUGAGGAGAGGGCAAGGUUGGAAGCGGAAGAAAAAGCUCGACUGGAAGCUGAAGAAAAGGCCAGGCUGGAAGCUGAGGAGAAGGCCAGGCUGGAAGCUGAGGAGAAAGCUAGGCUGGAAGCUGAGGAGAAGGCUAGAUUAGAAGCGGAAGAACAGGCCAAGCGUGAAGCAGCGGAGAAGGCUAGAUUAGAAGCGGAAGAACAGGCCAAGCGUGAAGCGGCGGAGAAGGCUCGAUUGGAAGCUGAGGAGAAGGCAAAGCUAGAAGCAGAGCAGAAGGCAAAGCUAGAAGCCGAGAAGGCCAUGCUGGAGGCUGAGGAGAAAGCACGAUUGGAAGCGGAGGAGAAAGUAAGACUGGAAGCUGAGGAGCAGGCUAGAAUUGAAGCGGAAGAACAGGCCAAACGUGAAGCGGCGGAGAAGGCUCGAGUUGAAGCGGAGGAGAAGGUAAAGCUAGAAGCAGAGCAGAAGGCGAAGCGGGAAGCACAAGAGCAGGCCAAACGUGAAGCCGAGGAGAAGGCAAGGCUGGAAGCAGAGGAGGAAGCUAAACUGGCAGCGGCGGAAAAGGCUAAGCUUGAAGCUGAAGAGAAGGCCAGACUGGAAGCUGAGGAGAAAGCUCAACGUGAAGCCAUCAAAGCGAUCGACGAGGCUAAAGCUACAGAGGUAAAGAGAGGAGAAGAAGUUGUAGAGACCGCAGUGGUAACGGAGACUGUGGUAGCCACCGUAACGGAGACCGUCCAGGAUGCCGAGGUGAUAACGGAGACCAAAGAGACCAAAGAAACGCUGAUGAUCCAGGAGACUGAAGCCGCUACCGAUGGCGAAGUGGUCGAAGUAGUGCAGGAGACGAAGGAAAUCACAACAACCCAAGAGGUUACGGAGUCUGAGGUGGUGACAACGACUGAGACCAAAGAGACGAAGCAGGUUCAAGUGACGGAGGAAGUAGAGACCGAAGUAGUUCAGGAGGUUGAUGUAGUGCAGGAGCAAGUGACCGACGUCCAAGACACCAACGAGACUGUGCAGGCUGAUCGGGAGCCUCCUGUCCGCUCCCCCAGCCUCGUGGAAGUUACAGUGGAGCACCAGACAUUCGCCGACGUGGUCUCUACUGCCCAGCACGUGCACUGGCUGUCCAUGCCCGCCACUGCCAACCCUGCACUCGCGCGUCUUCACACGGUACUGAACGACCAAGACCCGCUCACGGCGUACGCUCUGUAUCCUACCAGUCCGACGUCCUCGGCGCAUGCAGCGGACGAAGAGGAGUUGCCGUUGCCCCAUAUUCCCACGUCCGAGCCGCCGUCCCCAACUAAGUGA